Molecule: messenger RNA, 885 nt
Organism: Triticum dicoccoides
Lineage: Eukaryota; Viridiplantae; Streptophyta; Magnoliopsida; Poales; Poaceae
Product: WAT1-related protein At5g64700-like
Exons: 7
Coding region: 1-885 (294 amino acids)
Cellular component (GO): membrane
Molecular function (GO): transmembrane transporter activity
Source: RefSeq, a predicted model, not a curated record
AUGAGUGGUUUGAUAGCGGUUGUAUUCUCAUUGCUUUGUUAUAGAAGCAUUCUGGGUGCCAUUUUUAUCUUGCCAUUUGCCCUGCUCCUCGAAAUUGGGAAGUGGAAAGAAUUGGAUAAGAAGGCUCUUGGUUGGCUCUUCAUCAAUGCUUUUGUCGGUAUGGAGAGCUUGCGCCUCAAAUCCAAAGAGGGCAGCGCGAAGGUGGUUGGUGCAUUGUUAUGUUUUGGUGGGGCUUUGCUGAUUAGCCUGUACAACAGAAAGGAACUGCAUCUCUUUACCCCGGUUAUAAAAGGCAUCACUAAGAGUUCUAAUGGAGUAGCCGGAGGACAACAUCAUGUGAGGGGAACCUUGCUUUUGUUGGGUGAUUGCAUAUGUUAUGCAUUUUGGUAUCCCAUACAGGUAUGUAAAAUUAUGAUACGGAUUUUAAAGGUGUACCCAUGGAAACAUUGGUCAUCAAUGUUGACCUGUGUUCUAGGUGGAUUGCAAACAUGUGUCAUAGGAAUAUUUUUGAGGAGGGACAAACUUUCUUGGCAAGUAGGAUGGAACAUUCAACUAUUCACAAUUGUCUACUCGGCUGCACUUGGCACAGCCGCCAAUUAUUGGUUGAAUCUAUACGCUGUGGAAAAGCGCGGCCCUAUUUUUCCUCCAAUGUUCAACACAUUAUCGAUUGUCUUCACCAUGGUUCUUGGGGCAUUAUUACUAGGAGAAACCAUCACGGUUGUGAGCUUGUUAGGCAGUGCAUUGGUUUUCAGUGGUUUGUAUAUGUACCUCUAUGGAAAGGCCAGAGAACUCCGUGCAAAGAUGACAUCAGGACCAAGCAAUGAAAAGCUUCAGGCGCAAUCUACCCAUGACUCAAAGUUUGAGGUUCCAAAUUUUGUUCCUUGA